Molecule: messenger RNA, 1926 nt
Organism: Zingiber officinale
Lineage: Eukaryota; Viridiplantae; Streptophyta; Magnoliopsida; Zingiberales; Zingiberaceae
Product: probable auxin efflux carrier component 1c
Exons: 6
Coding region: 42-1847 (601 amino acids)
Biological process (GO): auxin export across the plasma membrane; auxin polar transport
Cellular component (GO): endoplasmic reticulum; plasma membrane
Molecular function (GO): auxin efflux transmembrane transporter activity
Source: RefSeq, a predicted model, not a curated record
GCUGUUCACCGGUGGAAGCGGAAGAGGAAGGAGGAGAGAAGAUGAUUACUUCGAAGGAUUUCUACAACGUGAUGACGGCGGUGGUGCCACUGUACGUGGCCAUGAUCCUUGCAUAUGGGUCGGUGAAGUGGUGGGGGAUCUUCACGCCGACGCAGUGCUCCGGCAUCAACCGCUUCGUGGCGCUCUUCGCGGUGCCGCUGCUCUCCUUCCACUUCAUCUCCGGCAACAACAUCUACGCUAUGAACCUCCGGUUUAUCGCCGCGGAUACGCUCCAGAAGCUGCUGGUUCUGGCGGCGCUAACCGCCUGGGGUCGUCUCAGCCGCCGCGGCCGGCUCGACUGGACCAUCACCACCUUCUCCCUCUCCACCCUCCCCAACACCCUGGUCAUGGGCAUUCCCCUCCUCCGAGGCAUGUACGGAGAAGCCUCCGGCACUCUCAUGGUUCAGAUCGUCGUGCUCCAGUGUAUCGUCUGGUACACCCUCAUGCUGUUCCUCUUCGAGUACCGCGCCGCCAAGACUCUGAUCGCCGACCAGUUCCCCGACACCGCCGGAGCCAUCGCCUCCAUCACCGUUGACUCCGAUGUCGUAUCCCUCGACGGACGCGAAGUCCCUAUCGAGACUGAAACCCGCCUCAAGGACGACGGCAGGCUCCACGUCACCGUCCGCCGAUCCAACGCCUCCCGCUCCGACCUCAACUACCCGCGCCGCUCCGUCGGCGGUUUCUCCGUCACAACCCCGCGCCCGUCCAAUCUCACCAACGCUGAGAUUUAUUCCCUCCAGUCGUCGCGCAACCCCACGCCCCGCGGCUCCAGCUUCAACCACAACGACUUCUACGCUAUGGUGGGCGGCCGGAGCUCCAACUUUGGGGCGGCAACGCCUCGGCCGUCCAACUACGACGAGUCUGAGCUCGGUGCCAAGCCGGCGACGCGGUUCCAGUACCAACUUCCGGUGACCGCCCCCUACCCAACGCUGAAUCCCACCGUCUUCCCGCCCGCACCCAAAAGGGCGGCCACUGGGCAGCCCAACGUCCCCAAAACAGAGGACGCCGGCAACAAGGACCUUCACAUGUUCGUGUGGAGCUCCAGCGCGUCGCCGGUCUCCGACGUGUUCGGAAACGGUAAGGACUACGGUUUUCCGCCAGCAGUAGAGCACCAGGUCGCCGUAGGAGUUUCUCCCACAAAAUUGGACGAUCAGUAUCUAGAGCGAGAGGAGUUCAGCUUCCCCAACAAGACGACUAGUCUCGACAAAGACGGAACACCUCAGCCUCGCGAGGGAGAUGAGGAGAAAGCCAAAACGGAGCUGGCCGCCGCAGGGAAAGAAGGCCUACGGGAAGUGACGUCCAUGCCGCCAACAAGCGUCAUGACGAGGUUGAUCCUGAUCAUGGUGUGGCGAAGGCUCAUCCGCAACCCUAACACCUACUCCAGCUUGAUCGGCAUCAUCUGGUCUCUCGUCUGCUUCCGGUGGAACUUCCAGAUGCCGGUUAUCAUACUAAACUCCAUCUCCAUCCUCUCGGACGCCGGCCUCGGCAUGGCCAUGUUCAGCCUCGGUCUCUUCAUGGCGCUGCAGCCGAGAAUCAUAGCGUGCGGGAACAAGGUCGCAGCAUACGCCAUGGCCGUGAGGUUCCUGGUAGGCCCUGCUGUCAUGGCAGUGGCUUCCUUGGUCAUUGGCCUACGCGGUGUCCUCUUGCACAUCGCCAUUGUCCAGGCAUCCCUGCCACAAGGCAUUGUCCCCUUCGUGUUCGCAAAAGAGUACAACGUACACCCAGACAUUCUCAGCACAGCAGUGAUAUUCGGGAUGCUGAUCGCUCUGCCCAUAACUCUGGUCUACUACAUCCUCCUGGGAAUUUGACGACUGUAAUCCAUCGAGAAUUUUUUCGCUGUUAUUGUUAAAUCGAUCGACUAUGAAAUUAAAUCCUAAUUAAGCUGUC